Cydia amplana is the source of this 1137-nucleotide messenger RNA. Its product is annotated as odorant receptor Or2-like. The record is from RefSeq and is a predicted model, not a curated record. The transcript has 4 exons. Gene Ontology annotation, molecular function: olfactory receptor activity; odorant binding. Gene Ontology annotation, biological process: detection of chemical stimulus involved in sensory perception of smell; sensory perception of smell. Lineage: Eukaryota; Metazoa; Arthropoda; Insecta; Lepidoptera; Tortricidae. Gene Ontology annotation, cellular component: plasma membrane. The coding region runs from base 85 to 1137 and encodes 350 amino acids.
AGUUUGGAAGAUCCAAACAUAUGUCUUUUUGGACCAAACUAUUGGCUUUUAAAUAAAAUUGGGCUGCUGCUCCCCAAAAAACGGAUGGAUAGAAUUUGGAAAAUAAUCAUUCACGAGAUUGGAACGGUUUUCGUACUCAGCGAGUUCAUGGAACUCUAUGUAAUAAGAUCAGACUUGGAUCUCGUAUUGACAAAUCUGAAGAUUUCUCUUCUUGGUUUCGUUAUUGUAUGUAAAGCAAAUACAUUUGUAUUUUGGCAAGGAAAUUGGCGUCAAGUUAUUGACUACAUAACUGAAGCUGACCAGUUUGAAAGGGAUAAUCAGGAUGAGGCUAAAGGAAAUAUUAUCAACACUUACACCAGAUAUUGUCGACGCGUAACUUAUUUCUACUGGGUUUUGGUAUUUACUACAUUCAUUACUUCUAUUACUACACCAUUAAUGAUAUAUUAUUCAUCAGAAACAUUUCGGGAGGGAUUUCACAACGGAACUGAACGAUUUCCCCACAUAUUCAGCUCAUGGAUGCCUUUUGAUAAAGAGAAUUUCCCAGGGAGCUGGAUCACUGUUAUGUGGCACACCGGGAUAUGUGUUUAUGGGGCGCUUAUAAUGGCUGCUUAUGACACUAGUGUCGUGGUGAUACUAGUCUAUUUUGGAGGAAAAUUAGAUCUACUUCGUAUAAGAUGCAGAGAGAUGCUGGGUACAGAAGGAAAAGGAGUAACCGAUAAAAAUGCAGACCAAGUGGUACGUCAACUUCAUCAAAUUCAUGUUCUACUUCUGAAGCAUUCCAGAUUGUUCAACUCUGUUUUGUCACCUGUGAUGUUUUGCUAUGUCGUCAUGUGCUCACUGAUGAUCUGUGCCAGUGCUUUUCAACUAACCUCUGCAACGAAUACAACGCAAAAACUUUUGAUGGCAGAAUAUUUGAUAUUUGCCAUAGCUCAGCUGUUCAUGUUUUGUUGGCAUAGCAAUGAUGUUAUUCACAAGAGUGAGGCUGUAAUGAUAGGGCCGUAUGAGAGCGACUGGUGGGCAGCCAAUCAUAAGCAGCGAAACAACGUUCAGAUUCUUCAGGGGCAGAUGAAAAUCGUACACAUCUACACCGCAGGCCCUUUCACUAACCUCACACUGUCUACAUUUCUUGCUGUAUGA